This is a messenger RNA of Corythoichthys intestinalis (scribbled pipefish), 1819 nucleotides long. It is a transcript of the gene bpgm, whose product is annotated as 2,3-bisphosphoglycerate mutase. Bases 150 to 920 code for a protein of 256 amino acids. Gene Ontology annotation, biological process: glycolytic process. The record is from RefSeq and is a predicted model, not a curated record. Gene Ontology annotation, molecular function: intramolecular phosphotransferase activity. The transcript is spliced from 3 exons. NCBI's taxonomy places the organism in Eukaryota, Metazoa, Chordata, Actinopteri, Syngnathiformes, Syngnathidae.
CUCCGCUAUUCCGAUUGGCCCAUCGAGCUGUCAAUCACCAUCCAUCACACAGACGCUUUCAUGGCCGGGCUAAAUAUUGUCAACAUCGUCACCGCUACAUUUCAACUGGAUUUUGAAGCCACAUAGGGUUUGCCUUGCAGCAGAUUUCCAUGUACAAACUUUUUCUGCUGAGGCAUGGGGAGGGGGCGUGGAACCGGGAAAACCGUUUCUGCAGCUGGGUCGACCAGAAGCUGAGUGAGGAUGGCGUGAAGGAGGCCAGGGAUUGCGGCCGGCUCCUGAAAGAGCUGGGCUACAAGUUUGACAUGGUGUUCACCUCCAUCCUGAGCCGCUCCAUCCAGACGGCCUGGUUGGUCCUGGAGGCCAUGGGCCAGGAGUGGGUCCCUGUGGUGAAGUCAUGGCGGCUCAACGAGCGCCACUACGGAGCUCUGAUAGGCUUGAACAGGGCAGAAAUGGCAGCCCAACACGGAGAGGAGAAGGUGAAGUUGUGGCGGAGGAGCUAUGACGUCACGCCGCCUCCCAUAGAUGAAUCGCAUCCAUACUUCAGUGAGAUCUACUCCGAUCGCAGAUACAGCACGUGCGAUGUAGAGAAGGAGAAGUUGCCGCGGGCGGAAAGCCUGAAGGAGGUGUUGGACAGACUGCUGCCGUAUUGGGAAAGCACUGUGGUACCUGAGAUACGGCAAGGCAGGACGGUACUCAUUGCGGCUCAUGGAAACAGCUGCCGGGCUCUGCUGAAAUACCUGGAAGGGAUAUCGGACGAUGAUAUUGCCAGCGUAACUUUACCGACGGGGAUCCCAGUGCUGCUGGAGCUGGAUGAGCAGCUGAAGCCCGUUAAAGCACGUCAGCUUCUGGGAGACCAGCAGAAAAUUCAGGCGGCCAUUAAGAAGGUGGAGGAUCAGGGAAAAGCCAAAGUGUCUACUUGAGCUGGAUGUUAGAUAGUUUUCAAAUGAGAAUAAAAGAAAUAAACUAAUAGCUACUGAAGAUAAACUGCAGGAGAAGAGAAAGUCUUAAUGUGAAAUGUGUGCUUGUUUGACCGGUCUACCACUGUGGAAAAGAAGAUGUCAGUUCCAAAUUGAUGAACAUGGCAUAGUUUGUUUACUAAAUAAUGCAUUCAUCCUAGCUAAACUGUGGUGCUACAUUUAAAAAACAAUUAAACUUGGUCUGUUACUUGAUUAGAUUUAUUUCAAUACUUGUAAGUUGCUGUCAUUGUAUCAGUCAACCAUAUACAGCUUCCCUAUUGCUACCACCCCUGAGGAAAAAGCAACAGUUUGACAGUUGUUUAAAUACAUAAAUGCCCCCAGUGAGAAAUUGGUGUUUUUACAUGAAUAAAUAAUAUAAAGUAUGACUUAUACCCACAACGGGUCAGGACACAUAAGUGGAUUUUGACGCAAGAAACCUGUUGAUCUUAAAUCAGUUUUAUGAAAUAUCUGUGAACAAUUUAAGGGAUUGAGAAUCCCUUAUCAAAGCUACAGUGUCCCAGAUGCUUAAUGUUGAUUGCAUUGUUACUGUUUUCAUUGUUUUUGAUGCACUUAUUCGAUUUGUGUAUUGUUACAAUAUGCUAAAAGGCACUUCCGACUCAGCUAACGCGAUGUCUUCCAAAAGCAUUUCUUUGAAUGUUAGGAAAUCUGCUGCUGUUAUGCCUGACUGCUUACUUUUGCUUUUUAACAGCCACUCCUGCUUAAUAUGCACUGGUGAAUGGUAGAUGAGUGGAUGGAAAUUAGAAGCAAAAUGUAUAAACAUUUAGCACUGUUGUACAAAAGUUGUUGUACUUCAACAAAAUUGAGUUCGCACUACAAAUAAAUAAACUGCUCUGUUGCAUGCA